Messenger RNA from Sorex fumeus (smoky shrew), 3011 nucleotides. Its product is annotated as ETS translocation variant 3. Gene Ontology annotation, biological process: cell differentiation; regulation of transcription by RNA polymerase II. NCBI's taxonomy places the organism in Eukaryota, Metazoa, Chordata, Mammalia, Eulipotyphla, Soricidae. The record is from RefSeq and is a predicted model, not a curated record. Gene Ontology annotation, molecular function: sequence-specific DNA binding; DNA-binding transcription factor activity, RNA polymerase II-specific. The coding region runs from base 116 to 1666 and encodes 516 amino acids. The transcript has 5 exons. Gene Ontology annotation, cellular component: nucleus.
AGUGACGACAGCAGCCGCGGAGGUCACUUCCUGCUCGGGUGGAUGAGGAGGAGCCGGCGACGCCGCGGAGGAGACGGGACCGACGAGCGACCGCGCCGGGGAGAGGAGGGUGAAAAUGAAAGCAGGCUGUAGCAUCGUGGAAAAGCCAGAAGGAGGUGGAGGGUAUCAGUUCCCGGACUGGGCCUAUAAAACAGAGUCGUCCCCGGGCUCCCGGCAGAUCCAGCUGUGGCACUUCAUCCUGGAGCUGCUGCAGAAGGAAGAGUUCCGCCAUGUCAUCGCCUGGCAGCAGGGAGAGUACGGGGAGUUCGUCAUCAAGGACCCAGACGAGGUGGCGCGCCUUUGGGGCCGCAGGAAGUGCAAACCACAGAUGAAUUAUGACAAGCUGAGCCGGGCCCUCAGAUACUAUUACAACAAGAGGAUCCUUCAUAAAACAAAAGGAAAAAGAUUCACUUACAAGUUUAAUUUCAACAAGCUGGUGAUGCCCAACUACCCAUUCAUAAACAUUCGGUCAAGUGGUGUGGUUCCCCAGAGUGCACCACCAGUGCCCACGGCUUCUUCCCGCUUCCAUUUCCCGCCUCUGGAUACCCACUCCCCCACCGGGGAUGUGCAGCUGGGCCAUUUCUCUGCCGGCCCCUUGAGCACUUCUGGCCAGGAGCCAGCGAACGGCAGUGAGAGAAAGGGAGAGCUGCCCGAGCUGGAGGACACCUCAGCCGCUGACUGGCGCCAGAACGUGGAGCUCAUGUCCUCCCGGAGUGCUGUCGCCGGAGGAGGGAUCGGCCCCCAGAAGCGCAAGCCUGACAUCAUGCUUCCCCUGUUCAGUCGGCCCGGCAUGUACCCUGACCCCCACAGUCCCUUUGCCGUGUCUCCAGUCCCUGGCCGAGGAGGGGUCCUCAACGUCCCGCUCUCACCAGCUCUCUCCCUGACGCCCAUCUUCUCCUAUAGCCCGUCCCCAGGCCUCAGCCCCUUCACCAGUAGCAGUUGCUUCUCCUUCAACCCGGAGGAAAUGAAACACUACCUGCAUUCUCAAGCCUGCUCCGUGUUCAACUACCACCUGAGUCCCCGGACCUUUCCCCGCUACCCGGGACUCAUGGUCCCCCCGCUGCAGUGCCAAAUGCACCCUGAGGAGUCAGCCCAGUUCUCCAUCAAGCUGCAGCCUCCGCCCGUGGGGCGGAAGCACCGUGAGAGGGUGGAGAGCAGCGAGGAGGCCGCCCCCGCCGUCACCACCCCGCCUGUGGCUCCUGUGCCCCCGAGAAUCAAGGUGGAGCCAGCGCCCGAGAAGGAAGCCGAGAGCCCCCGGCAGUGUGCCAGCAAGAAGGAGGACUGCCUCCAGGAUGAAAGCGCCGCGGGCGCCGAGCCCCACAGGACCAGGGAGGAGGGGAAAGGCGCUGUAUUUGCCCGCCCGGCCGUACCUCCUGUCUGGCCGGCCGUGCCCCUGAGCAGCCCCAGUGAAGAACCCUUGGAAGUGGCAGAAGACAGUGAGGACAGGCCUGGCAGAGAGGCCAGUGCCCCCGAGAAGAAGGAGGAUGCCCUGAUGCCCCCAAAGCUGCGCCUAAAGCGGCGCUGGAAUGACGACCCCGAAGCCCGGGAGCUGAGCAAGAACGGCGGCAAGUUCCCCUGGAGCAGCCCAGGGGCCCGGGGCCUGGCCACAGCAGCGGCAGAUGCCUGAGAGUCAUAGGGUUUGGCGCUGUCCAUACUAGAACCCAACGCAUCCGUGUAUUUAUGUAGCGAGAUCGGGUGGGUGGGGGGCGGGGGAGGGAGUUAGGUUGGUUUGAUCAUUCUAGAGGCAUAGACUUAUAUUUUUAUGUUCAGGGAGGGGAUGGGGCAUCUUCUGUUGUAAAUUAGGUGGGACAUGAACACACUUAACUUUCCUGGUGAGCAGGCUACGGCCAGGGGGUGAGUGGAGAGGAGACGGAGCCUCCGUUCCCAGUGGAAGCUCCCCCUUCUGACAAACUCCCAGGGGGCCAGGCUCAUCGGCCCGCCAUUGUUCAGGUUCCAGGUUUCUUUCUAUUGUAUUUAUAUAAGGAAAGCCAUCGAUGAAUUUCUCUUGCUCUGAUGAAUUUCUCUGGCUCCGACAGAGACCUCACCUCAAAAGGGGAAAGGGCGUGCUCGGGCUGAGCGGCGAGAGGCCAUGAAGACUGAGCCUGCAGUGUUUCAUGAUACUAAUCAUCUCAGACUGGCUGGGUGUGGGGGCAAUUUAGAUGUUGUUCCUUUUUCUCUUUUUCUCCUCCUUGUUUUACUUUAUUGUUGUUUGGCUCCCCACGCCCCUUUCCUUUUUGAAAACCCCUGGUUUCAGGAGAUGUGGCACACUGCCAGGGAGGGUGCACAGAGCUGAUGUCGGGACUGCCUGCGGCUGAGACCAGGAAGCCCCACUGAGAAUUUCUGGGACUUUUCACCGAUUAAGAAGCCAUGAGGAGUUCUAAACUCUUAUUCAGGGAAGAGAGAAAAGGGCAGAAGGAAGUAACCCAAUGCCUUUAAGAACAAAAAAAAAAAUGAUGUUCACUUUUCCUUUCCAUUGUGUGUUUGGGGAGCCAAACCAAAGCGGGACUGUGAUCACGUCGUCUGAAGAGGGAGCCAGGAAUCCGUCUCUGCACUGUCUGGUCUGUCCGCUGUUCUGAAGUCAAGCCUUAACGAUGAACACACUUUAACAAGAUACGGGUCCGACACCAGCCACCUGGAAAAGGGGUGUGGGCCAUUUUCCCACACUCCAGGAUUGUUGAAACAUGGGUCCAUUGGAAGGUGGCGCUUUAGCCAUCCCCUCUCACUGUUACUGGGGUGGGUAGCAGAAAGGCAGAGCUGUGGAAGUGACGAGCAGGUGAUAGCUGGGGGCAAGGAAGGUAGCUGGGGAUUCAGAUGGAUGUUCAUUUCGACUGAAGAGAGAGGUGGGCUGGAGGCAGUCUGGUAGGAGAGAGUCAAAAGUGUUGUGUCGAGGGGUUACCAGCUUCACUAUGCCCAUUUGCCGUGUUCAUGCUCCACCCCGUCCUCAUGCUCCACCAACUGUCCUCCAAUAGACU